Hippopotamus amphibius kiboko is the source of this 1976-nucleotide messenger RNA. RefSeq names its product glutaryl-CoA dehydrogenase (gene GCDH). Bases 183 to 1499 code for a protein of 438 amino acids. The record is from RefSeq and is a predicted model, not a curated record. The transcript has 12 exons. Gene Ontology annotation, cellular component: mitochondrial inner membrane. Lineage: Eukaryota; Metazoa; Chordata; Mammalia; Artiodactyla; Hippopotamidae. Gene Ontology annotation, molecular function: glutaryl-CoA dehydrogenase activity; flavin adenine dinucleotide binding; fatty-acyl-CoA binding. Gene Ontology annotation, biological process: fatty-acyl-CoA biosynthetic process; fatty acid beta-oxidation using acyl-CoA dehydrogenase.
AAAAGGCAGAGCCGUGAAAGAGCAGGGUCCUAGGACGAACCAAUAACAAGCCCCUUUUGGCUUCUGCCCCGCCCACCCCCUCCGGAGGUCAAAAGCCCUGGUCAGUUGCACUGUGGCCUGUGCGGUAAGCCCGGUGUCUCCAGGUCGGCCGUAGUUGUUCCGCUCGGCCGCUCUCUACCCACAUGGCCCUGAGAGGCGUCUACGCGCGGCUACUGAACCGCGGACCCAGCUUGCGAAUCCUUCGUUCAUGGAGCUCGGCGGAGGCGCAGACCGAGAAAGGCGGGAAGACCCAGAGCCGAUCGGCCAAGUCCUCGCGGCCCGAGUUUGACUGGAGGGACCCACUAUUGCUGGAGGAGCAGCUGACAGCAGAUGAGAUCCUCAUCAGGGAUACCUUCCGCACCUACUGCCAGGAGCGCCUCAUGCCCCGCAUCUUGCUGGCCAAUCGCAACGAAGUUUUUCACCAGGAGAUCUUCUCAGAGAUGGGGGAGCUUGGUGUGCUGGGCCCUACCAUCAAAGGGUAUGGCUGUGCUGGAGUCUCAUCUGUGGCCUAUGGGCUUCUGGCCCGAGAGCUGGAGCGCGUGGACAGUGGCUACAGGUCAGCGAUGAGUGUCCAGUCCUCUCUUGUCAUGCACCCUAUCUAUGCUUAUGGCAGCGAGGAGCAGCAACAGAAAUACCUGCCCCGGCUGGCCAAGGGAGAGCUCCUGGGCUGCUUUGGGCUCACUGAGCCCAACCAUGGGAGUGACCCCGGCAGCAUGGACACCAGAGCCCGCCACAACCCGUCCAGCAGGAGCUACACCCUCAAUGGGGCCAAGACCUGGAUCACCAAUUCGCCUGUGGCCGACCUGUUUAUAGUGUGGGCUCGGUGUGAAGAUGGUUGCAUUCGGGGCUUCCUGCUGGAGAAGGGGAUGCGGGGCCUCUCAGCCCCCAAGAUUGAGGGCAAGUUCUCUCUGCGGGCCUCCGCCACGGGUAUGAUUAUCAUGGACGAUGUGGAGGUGCCAGAGGAGAAUGUGCUGCCCAAGGCGUCUGGUCUGGCGGGUCCCUUCGGCUGCCUGAACAAUGCCCGCUAUGGCAUCACCUGGGGUGUGCUUGGAGCUGCUGAGUUCUGUUUGCACACGGCCCGUCAGUACACCCUGGACAGGAUCCAGUUUGGUGUUCCGCUGGCCAAGAACCAACUGAUUCAGAAGAAGCUGGCGGACAUGCUCACCGAGAUCACACUAGGCCUUCAUGCCUGCCUGCAGCUCGGCCGCUUGAAGGAUCAAGACAAGGCCACCCCGGAAACGAUCUCGAUGCUGAAAAGGAAUAACUGUGGGAAAGCCCUGGACAUUGCCCGCCAGGCCCGAGACAUGCUGGGAGGGAAUGGGAUUUCUGACGAGUAUCACGUGAUCCGGCAUGCCAUGAACCUGGAGGCCGUGAACACCUAUGAAGGGACUCACGACAUACAUGCUCUGAUCCUUGGAAGGGCAAUCACAGGGAUCCAGGCGUUCACGGCCAGCAAGUGAACCCACUUCACCUGGGAGCCCCGAUGGUACCAAGCCCCUUCCCAGGAAGAUGCCGCGCUCUGAGCUUAGUCAGGGAGGUGACAGAUGGAGGAAUUCUUCUGGUGGGAAUGAGAGACGCUGAUUUUUAAAUAUCAGAAUUUCUCUUUUGAAGUCAUUCAAAUGUGUUCCUUAAAAAGAUGGAACUCCCUGUACUGAGUUUCUCAAUCCAGUUUUAACUGUAGAUGGGAAUAGACUCCACUCACCUUGGAACAGAAGCUCCUCUUGACAGGGGAGCAGGGAGAAGGAAGGAGAGUGACAUGGAAGCAACUUCUGAGACCCACCUGGUGUCUGAAUAAGCAAACUACCCCCUCUACACACCAAGAGUUCACUCUGCACCCUCUGACCCUCCCAUCUGGGGGCAAGUGCCUUGUGCUGGACAUUGGAGCAGAGUGAGGGGGAGAGAGAGAAUAAUAAAGAGUCGGCAUGUCUGACCCCACA